This is a messenger RNA of Monopterus albus (swamp eel), 2618 nucleotides long. It is a transcript of the gene kif2c, whose product is annotated as kinesin family member 2C. The record is from RefSeq and is a predicted model, not a curated record. Gene Ontology annotation, cellular component: microtubule. The transcript has 22 exons. Gene Ontology annotation, biological process: microtubule depolymerization; microtubule-based movement. NCBI's taxonomy places the organism in Eukaryota, Metazoa, Chordata, Actinopteri, Synbranchiformes, Synbranchidae. Gene Ontology annotation, molecular function: ATP binding; microtubule binding; microtubule motor activity. The coding region runs from base 230 to 2347 and encodes 705 amino acids.
UGUUGAACGGUAUGAGUGUGAGUUUGCCGUUAGUAAGAAGGAGAUGGCGUUGUUCACAAUACAGUAAUAGAAUAGUGUGGUUACGUAUUAGUUCAUUUGUCAGCGAAAAGUGGAUUAUGGUUUAAUAGCAAUAAGGGCGCAUUCGCUGGCGCGACAGUAAACUCGUUAACAAAACUUAAACGUUUCCUGUAUUUUGGUUUUUCUAUUAAAGCAGUGAGAAGAAAUCAAAAUGGAGAGCAACUUGUCGAGACUUCUGGUUGGACUAUCUCUACAGAUCGGUCGCAGUGAUGGUCGAGUGCAUGCGGCUACGGUAAAAUCUUUUGACACCGUCAAAUCCACGGCCACGGUAGAGUGGUAUGAGAGAAACUUAUGCCAAGGGAAGGAGGUUUCAGUGGGCGAAUUGUGUGCACUUAAUCCAGAGUUGCUGGACUAUGUAAACUCUGCCUCCAACAAACAAACUGAUCAGCCAGCUCCUGUUCCUGACAAGAAGUAUGAGGGUCGACUGCGUUCGUCUAGGAUUCCUUGGCCUUCCACCUCCUCUACUCCAGCUUUGCCCAAGGCUGAAGAGUCAGUUUCAGUUGCCAAACGGUCUCAGGCCAGGCAGACGUCUGUGUUCCAGCCUCCAGCCCCUCUUCGAGCACCGGUGUUGACCUCUGAGUCUCAGGCAAACCCGGAGACAGUCCGCCCUGAUCUCCCAUCUUCAUCAGUCCUCAUAAACUCUGCGAAUGUGAAUCAGCAGCACAGAAAGAAAGAGGCCAAACCAGCACAGCCGCAGGCUUUAGUCUGUGAUGCUAUAACGGAAAACGAACCUGAGAGAAUGCCUCCUCCACCUGCAGCCAAAAGUAGAAGAAAAUCUGUGGCUGCCCCAGAGAUGGUUAAAGGCAACAAAAGGCAGUCUUGUGUUAUGAAACCCCCUGAAAUGCAACCCAAAAGGGGAAAGUUUGGAGAAGCUUUUCAGCCAAACCAAAAGUUCUACGAUAUGAUCCAAGAGUUUAGAGAGACCUUGGAAAUCACCCCCAUAUCUGUCACUGACCAGAUUCAACCUCCCAAGAUUUGUGUAUGUGUUCGCAAGCGACCCCUUAAUAAACAAGAGAUCAAUAAGAAGGAGAUAGAUGUUGUGUCUGUACCUGGAAAGGGUGCACUGUUGGUCCAUGAGCCAAAACAGAAGGUCGACCUCACCAAGUACCUAGACAACCAAACCUUCCACUUUGACUUCUCCUUUGACGAGACCGCCACCAAUGACCUGGUCUACCAUUUCACAGCCAAGCCUUUGGUGCAGUCCAUUUUCGAAGGUUGCAUGGCAACAUGUUUUGCCUAUGGCCAAACUGGAAGUGGAAAAACCCAUACGAUGGGGGGGGGUUUCACAGGAAGGCAGCAGAAUAGUGCCAAAGGGAUCUAUGCAUUGGCAGCCCAGGACGUUUUCACCUAUCUCCACCACAGGAGGUAUGCUAACCUCGAUCUCUCAGCCUACGUCAGCUUCUUUGAGAUUUACAAUGGCAAAGUGUACGAUCUGCUGAACAAAAAGGCCAAGCUCCGUGUAAUGGAGGACGACCGACAGCAGGUUCAGGUGGUGGGCCUGGAGGAGGUCCACGUGACCACAACGGAAGAGGUCAUCAAGAUGAUACAGGCGGGCAGCGCUUGCAGAACCUCAGGCCAGACUUCAGCCAACGCCAACUCAUCCCGCUCCCAUGCGGUCCUUCAGAUUGCGCUACGAUGCAAUAACCGUGCUGCCACAUUGCAUGGCAAAUUUUCAUUGGUCGAUUUGGCCGGCAACGAGCGUGGCACAGAUGUCAGUAGCAGUGACCGCAGCACUCUGGUGGAAACUGCAGAAAUUAACCGCAGCCUGCUGGCUCUCAAGGAAUGCAUUCGUUCAUUAGGGAAAAACAGCGAACACAUCCCAUUUCGCAUGAGCACUUUGACAAAAGUCCUCAGGGACUCCUUUAUUGGAGAGAAGUCUAGGACCUGCAUGAUUGCAAUGGUGUCUCCAGGCAUGGCUUCAUGCGAGUAUACAAUGAAUACCCUACGUUAUGCUGACAGAGUAAAAGAACUCAAUGGAAAAUCCAAGGCAACUGGAGCAACAAAGGCCAACACAGAGCCUACCGAUGACUCCUCAGAGGAGGAAUCUGCUGUGGAUACAAGUGUAUAUGAUGCCAUAUCCCAGGUGGCAGAACUAGAGGAGAAAGUUUAUGUAGAGCUGCAGAGGGCAGAUGAAAUUGUCACAGCAAUGUCGUACAACAUUGAGACAGGACUUCCCAACUUGGUGGACUAUUCGCGGAAGUUACUGGACAUGGUUCUAGCCUUGGAAUCUGCAGUGGAUCAGGAGCGACUGGCAAGAAUGAAACACUGAGACAAACCCAGGAGCUCAGGCAGUUGCCAGUGAAGUUUUGUAUGUUUUAAAGCAGUUGUUUGCGAUUCUGACUGUAAUAAAAAUGCUUUUAAACACUAGUUAAUUAAAACUGUAUGAAAUAAUUUGAUGAACUGCUAGUGUAUUUUUGCUGAUAGCAGAUAUUUACCCUAGUGUCUAAAACCAUAACCAAGUUUGACACCAACUAUGACAUUCUGUUCAAAUAAAUCAAUUAUUCUAUUGUAAAACCACCAGGGACCUGUUGGUGUCAUUU